This is a messenger RNA of Solanum pennellii, 2015 nucleotides long. RefSeq names its product signal recognition particle receptor subunit beta-like. The record is from RefSeq and is a predicted model, not a curated record. Gene Ontology annotation, molecular function: GTP binding. Gene Ontology annotation, biological process: protein targeting to ER. The coding region runs from base 678 to 1463 and encodes 261 amino acids. The transcript is spliced from 8 exons. Lineage: Eukaryota; Viridiplantae; Streptophyta; Magnoliopsida; Solanales; Solanaceae. Gene Ontology annotation, cellular component: signal recognition particle receptor complex.
ACUGACCCGAUCCCUCUACGUCUUCCUCACAGCAGCGAGACCCAGAACCCCCACCGGGCGCGUCCUUCUUCUCCAACAGUGUACAACGGAAAUAGCGUACGCGUUUCUUCCCCAGACGCAUCAGUCCGGCAAAAAACGCGACUCUGACCCGUCAACAUCAGCCACAAAGCAAACGGCGAUACGACAGUAAACGGCGUACUAUACACGUCGUCUUCCUCGCCUCAACAGUACAACAGUACGCCCUCACGUCCCCUUUUCCCUCCUUUUUUUCAGAACUUCCCAUCCCCUUCAUUGUUGCUUCGAAAAUAGCAGAAGAAUUCAAAAAAAUAAAAAUUACAAACGGAUUCCCCCCAAAUCGAACAAGCUUCUCCUAUAAAUGGCCUCAUCUCUUCCCAAUUAAGGAAACGUUUUUGAGGAUUGGAGAAGUUGGGGACAAUAGAUUUUUACGAUAAACUAAGAUCUUGUUUUUCUUUGGUAUCGAUUCUUUGCUUGCUCGAGUUAACCUCACUUGUCAUCAUCGUCUCAGUCUUGCUGCUCCGGAAGAGCGAUCGAACAUUUGAUCAAUUUUAAAUGAAGCCACUCUUUGGACAUUUUUACAUAAAGUACUGUUAAACAGUGAGGUUUCGCCGUUCCAAUAAGGGGAAAGAUUAAAUUGAGUGAAGAAUUUUCGGGGAAAAAUGGAUAAGGAGCAAGUGGAGCAAUUGAAGAUUCAAAUGAAGCAAUGGGUAAAUGAAGCUGAAAAAUUCAUCAAUGAUAUACCUCCUGUUCAACUGUAUGUUGCUGUUGGAGUUGUAUUAUCCACUCUCAUUUUGUUGUUAAUCAUUCGCUUGUUCAAAGGUACAGCAUCUAACACCAUUGUACUCACUGGGCUAAGUGGAAGCGGCAAAACAUAUCUUUUUUACCAGCUUAGAGAUGGUUCAGCCCAUCAGGGUACCGUGACGUCAAUGGAACCAAAUGAAGGCAGUUUUAUACUACACUCUGAAGAAGACAAGAAAGGGAAAUUGAAGCCUGUUCAUGUUGUUGAUGUCCCUGGGCACUCUCGUCUUAGGCCGAAACUAGAUGAUUUCCUGCCUCAAGCAGCUGGCGUCGUGUUUGUGGUGGAUUCGGUGGAAUUUUUACCAAACUGCCGUCCUGCUUCAGAGUACUUAUAUGAGAUCUUGACAAAGGCAAGUGUGGUCAAGAAAAAAGUUCCAGUACUCCUCCUUUGCAACAAGGUUGACAAAGUAACUGCACAUACAACAGAAUUCAUCAGAAAACAGCUGGAGAAAGAAAUCGACAAGCUUCGUACAUCAAGAACUGCCGUGUCUGAUGCAGAUAUUUCUAAUGAAUAUACGCUUGGUGUACCUGGAGAACCAUUUGCUUUUUCUCAAUGCCAUAACAGAGUAAUUGUUGCUGAAGCUUCUGGUCUAACCGGUGAGAUUUCUCAGCUGGAGAAGUUCAUUAGGGAGAAUGUGAAACCUUGAUUAUGGUAUUUCAAGCAAACGGGGGCCCCUUUUUAUUUCCUUCUCUUUUAUUUUUGGUCCGGGAAGCUGAAAAUACUAUCAGAUAGAUGGGAAAAAACAUCAACUUGGGGAACAUUUUCGAAGUAGGGAUAGGAAUUUGAAGAGUUCUCCUUAUGUUCUAUUGGCAAUCCCCACCUAAACAUUAUGUUUGUUGUGCCUAGAGUAUCUUGUCAGUGGAUUUGAUUACUUCCCUUUAUUUUUGUGCUGGUUGCUCUUCAUGGCAAAGGACAUUCCUGUGCAUAAUUUUUCUUCAUUGAAUUCCUUUUUCUCCAUGUGUUGCUAGCGACAUUGAAGAUGUUCUUUUUUGUGUGCUUCUGAUACAUUUGAACUAUUGGAGAUGUCAAAUAGCACUUCUUUUAAAAACCAAGAAAUGCUCUAACACUAUUUGGCAUAUGGUUUGAAACUUGGUGGAUAAUGAGUUCCAAAGAGUGCAUUUUUUCUGCCAAGAUUUGCAUCCUUCAUCGAUAUAUUGAUGAGCGAUGUGUGAAGAUAAUAUUUCUUGACAAUUGAACA